AUGCCUACUGUUUUCAGGUUUAAUCUGCUGACGUACCGCAAGUGGAAAUGCAAAAGGAGUUUUUAUUGGAACUUUUUCGAAAAAGACGAGUCUAAAAAUAUAGUAUGUAAAAUUUGUUCGUCCAAAAUUAAGCGCCAUAUGGUUAGACAUUUUAAAACGAGGCAUCGAGCUUUAUACUUGAAAAUUCAGCCUUUAAUACAGGAAAAAACACAAUCCAAUCCUCAUACAAGGUUUACCAGUGAACGUUGUUGGGUAAAAAAAUACUGCACCGCAAUCGGCAAAAAUGAAAAUCAAUGUAGUAUUUGCCAAAAAGUCCUAAAAAUGCCAAAAGGUCAGUACGGAAAUAUGAAAAGGCAUUUGCGAUGUAUUCACGGGGACAUAUAUGAAAAAGAAAUGCAGCUAUUACAUGGUCAAAGUGAGGAUGACGGUAGAGAUGUAGAAAACGAAUCUACUACCGAAGAAGAAGAAGAGGUAUUAGAACAGGAAAUAUUAGAACAAGAGGAAGAGUUUCUAGAAGAACAUAUUGAAGGAGAAAUCGAAGCUAAUUCCGAGAUUGACGUAGAAGGUGCUCAAAGUCCCAUCCCGGAAGAAACUGCAUAUCAAGAUGUUGACCAUCUAGAUACAGACUCCGAGACAACUGACUUCGGAGAGAUUGUAAAUUUGUCUAUAAAUGACCCUAAUCUAAAAAAUAAAAUAAAAUGGCUGUCACAAAGGGUAGUACAAGGAAAGAGAAAAAUCAAGACAUGCGUAUGGAACUUUUUCAUUCCGGUUGUUGAGCAUCACCAGUACACGUGCAUAUUUUGCCACAGGGAUAUCUCUAUUUUUCCUCAGAAUAGUUCGAAUUUAAAACGCCACUUAGCCCUGAAACACAAGGAACAGUUUAAUUUAAUAAAAAAAUAUGCGCCAGAAUACAAACAAGGAAAUGAUGGGGAAAAUUUAAGUAUAUUAUUGGAAUCCCCUAAGAAAAAAGAUAUAAUUACUAAAAGCUUCGAAGCGACAUAUUUUGAGGACCAAGGGAGCAACAAUUUUAAAUGUCGAAGUUGCGAUGAAAUUGUAAACUGCCAGGAUCCAGAAAGUUUAAUUUUAUUUCAACACAUUCAUGAGAAACAUUCUGACGAAGUGAUCAGUCACAUCAACGAUACUGUGGCUGAUGACGAAGAGUUCAGCGUUCUCCUAGUGAAAAAAAAGGACAUGCAGAUUUUGUAA
This is a messenger RNA of Parnassius apollo (apollo), 1206 nucleotides long. Lineage: Eukaryota; Metazoa; Arthropoda; Insecta; Lepidoptera; Papilionidae. The record is from the annotation of a GenBank genome assembly.